Molecule: messenger RNA, 3018 nt
Organism: Triplophysa dalaica
Lineage: Eukaryota; Metazoa; Chordata; Actinopteri; Cypriniformes; Nemacheilidae
Product: P2Y purinoceptor 1-like
Exons: 2
Coding region: 177-1061 (294 amino acids)
Biological process (GO): phospholipase C-activating G protein-coupled receptor signaling pathway; positive regulation of Rho protein signal transduction
Cellular component (GO): membrane
Molecular function (GO): G protein-coupled receptor activity
Source: RefSeq, a predicted model, not a curated record
GUGACACUGGCCGAGACCCACUUCCAUCCAUCCAUCCAUCCAUCCAUCCAUCUAUCCAUCUAUUCUCCAAUCCUGGUUGUCUUCUGCAGGGGAUCGACGGAUUAAAGCACGACACAUUCCCUUUCGAUUGUCAUUAGACGUGACUGAUUGUGAUCUCCUCAGCGGAUCAUUUGAUCAUGGACAACAUCUCUGCUCCGAAUCUCAACUCAAGCAUUUCUGGCCAUCCACCGUGGUACCAGUUUGAUGCGUGUGCUGUCGCUCCUUAUGGAUUCGUCUUCUACUUCGGUGUCAAAGUGCUUAACCUCGCUGUGGGCUUCCCAACCAAUGCCCUCGUGAUUUGGCAGAUUAUGAAGAAGAAGAGUGAAGGCUCGACAUCUGACAUCUUUAUUUUCAACCUCUCUAUCCUAGAUGCAUAUUUCUGCCUCAUGACGCCUGUGGACAUGGUUAACCGCCUUUACCUGAACAAUGAAAAUGUCUGGCACUUUCAACGCUUUGCUUAUGGACUGAAAGACAUGGCUCCAUUAUUCCUCACCUGUAUUUGUCUUGACAGGUACGUCGCUGUUGUCCAUCCUAUCGUAUUCACCGGGAUCAGAGACAAUCGUAUCCGGAUUGGCGUCUCUGUGUUUGUGUGGGCACUCAUCCUGCCGGUCGCUCUGACCAAGAGCAUCUUGGGAGUCCUCAGUACUAAUGAAGUGUUCAGUGGACUCAUCCUGUCGGCCUUCUUUCUCAUGGUGUUCUGUAACUUGUCCAUUAUCUGGGUCCUCAGGAAGAGCGUCGCUGGGAAAGAAACCAUGAAUCCAGUCAAGAAGAAGGCCUUCAAAAUGGUGAUUAUAGUUCUCGCCAUCAUCGUGGUUAACUAUCUGCCUCCUGUGGCUCUAAUGCCAUUUGCUUCCACCUACACAUUUGUGGAUCUCCGCUGUAAGAUCAGCAUCUCAGUGUUUGCCAUCAUGGACCUGAGCUGUACGCUGGAACCUCUUCUCUACGUCUCUAAGAGGGGGCGAUCCACGCUGUGCUGCUGCCCUCAGAGUCCCCCUGCUAAACCCAUCCAUGUCAGCGUCUGAAACACUGCAAAGAACCGCUUGAGACUCUUCAGCUGUCUGCUUAUCUUCUCUUUUAGUGAAUCUUAACAAAAUCUUAUUAAACAGCGCUCUGGAAUACUUGAACAUUCCAAGGUAUGUUAACCUAUAACACUGGGUCAUCCAGGUACAGAGAUUUAACAUUAACAAAUAAGUGUGCCUAAUUAUAACAUAAAUAUGGCUAUAUUUACAAAUGAUGAAACUAAAUUGCAUAUGCAUCUUGUUUACAUGUUGUGUCUUGAUUUAACAAGUUUUCCUUACUGAAGGUUUGUGUUUAAUCUAAUUGAGCUACUAAUAAAAUAUUUAAAUCAAUAGAUCAUUUACAAUAAUGGACUCUUGUGGCAAGUAUUUGUGUAAUAAGUGGGAUAAUGUACAUCCAGCUAUCACUCCUCUGACUCCUGUCAGGUUCUGUUGUGGGCUAUACAUUAUCCUGUACAUAUUCUAACCUUUUUUGAUGUGUUUGUAGAAGCAAAGAAAACCGAGAUUAUUUAUUUAAAUAUAGCAAAGUUACAGCUAUAAUUGUCACACAUUUUGUUUUGAAAGCAAAUAAUGAAACAUCUCAAUAAAGAUAUCAGAGGUCAGUAAGAGAUCUGGAAAAAAUCCGAUAAAUGUUUUAUGGGGGGGUUCAUAUCAUACGCAAAUUAAGAGAUUUGCUCGAGUAAAUUACAUACAAAAUCAAUGCAAAUACAUCAGUAGACGCGAGCUCGCGGCAGGCGAUACGAAUGAUGCGAAUCGGGAGAUGCGAUCGCGACCGUGUAAAUUGAAAUAUUUAUCAGAUCGCGUCACUCACGCGAAAUUAACGGAUUUUUCCUCACGAGUAAUAAAGAGCGUGGAACGCGAUUGUUCGCAUUUGGUGUGAAUCCAGCAUUAGAGCAGUUUAUAUAGAUUCCAAAACAUAAAGAUUUUACGGACAUCUUCUAGAUCAGUUGUUCUCAACCUUUUAAUGGUCGCCCCCCCCCGUAAACUCAUUUAAAGAACUGCCCCCCUCCAUACUGUACAUUGAAGCAUGGGCGUAAAUCUCAUUUAUCAGUAGGGGGGGACGAUACAUAUAAUAUUUCUCAAGAGCAAUUUUUGAAGGGGACACAAAUAAUACAGUUAAAAUUGUACAUGCUACGAAACUAAGCGACAAUAUGCAUUAGGUUUAUCAUGCAGACUUGCAGUCAUAUUAUAACUGAACUGUGAACAAUAAAGCUUUGUUCCAUUUAUAUACAUGUUUUGUCUUUGUUGUGAAGACAGGAACUAACCACGAUACUACAUGCUGACGAGUCACUUUUUAAACACUUUUAAAAUGUUAUCCCGAUUUACUACAACAUUGUUUGACAAAGUAAACGUACAUCGACAUCAUUGAGUGGUUGUUACUUUCAGCUGGCUCCGCUAACAAACUUUGUUCAUGUUCGUGUACCCAAACAAACUUAAAUGCUGUGUUGUACUCGUUGAUGAAUCGCCCGAGUUUCAGUAAACUGAAUGUUUAGUUUAUCCGCCGCGCACAUACUGAACACAAUAGAUCUCGAAGAACGAUCUUCUCUAACUGAAUGAACGCUGAGCACCUUUUGUGGACUUUAGAUAUAGUGUCAACAUCACAAAACUGUAACCGGUGUGUUCGCGGCUGUGUGUGACACGGGACCUGAAUGACAGGAUCGUUGGCUAUUGCGGCCGUUAAUGUUCACAUCAUGACAGGUCGCUUAAAAUAUAACAAUGAAUGAGAAACGGCUUCGCCAGUGUGUGAAGUCCUAUGUAACAAGCUAACGUUAACUAGCUAAGUAACGUUUUAAUCGCUAACAUAGCAGAUUCAUGAAAAGGUACAUCGGUAAUCAGCAUUUUUUUAAACAACUAAUUUAUAAAUGAAUCAGCAUGAACUACAUUGAAGAGAAUCACUUCAUUUAAAGUGAAUAAAAUAUCCUUCUUACUGGAGUUCAACAACCACUGAUGAAUUGAGCUCAUA